This is a messenger RNA of Saccostrea echinata, 1420 nucleotides long. RefSeq lists its product as uncharacterized. Gene Ontology annotation, molecular function: 2 iron, 2 sulfur cluster binding. The transcript has 13 exons. Lineage: Eukaryota; Metazoa; Mollusca; Bivalvia; Ostreida; Ostreidae. The record is from RefSeq and is a predicted model, not a curated record. The coding region runs from base 14 to 1369 and encodes 451 amino acids.
ACGAUUAUCACAAAUGGUAAUAUUCAGGAAAAAACACCGGAAUUUUUUUUUAUUGCUUCAUUGUCAACAGAGAAUGAGCUCGGGAUAUAACAAGGAUCUUGUAACUGCAUUACGAGACGUAGUAAAUGAAACCAACUGGUAUUGUGCAGGACCAGUAGCCAAGUUGAAAAAAUACAUUUGUAACAGAUAUUAUGCUGAUGGUGGAGAGGAUAUUGUUGUAAUCUACAGUAAAAAGAGUGACAAAUUCUAUGCACUGGGAGCAGUGUGUUCACAUGAAGGUGGUCCUCUAGAGCAAGGUGAUAUAGAGGAUUUCGAUGGUCGGGAGAAGAUUGUAUGUCCUUGGCAUUCAUAUGACUUUGAUCUAGAAACUGGAGAAUCAUCAUACGGAUUGAAGCAAGAUGUAUAUGAAGUUUGUAUAAAGGAUGAUCAGCUUUAUUUCUACACUGGAAGUGAGCUGUCAACCAAACCAUUUAAGAGUCCAGUUAUCAAGAAAGACACCACCCAAACUGAAACAAAAACAGACAAGACAGUUAAGGAUGAAGACACAACAAGUCUAACAUACUGGGCAUCAAAAAUACUCAAUACGGCCUGUCCUCAACAAAAGGUAGAACUAACACAGAAAGUGGGAGAGAUGUGGAGAAAAGGGGAGCUAACUGUGGGAUUUUGUCAUCCACCAGACCAACCAGCCAGGGAUGAAGGUUUAACAGUUGUAAAACCAGGCAAGGAGAGAAAGAGAGGGAAAGGGGGCUCUCUGACUAGUCGGAUAUCUAGCUUGCAUUCUAUGGCCAAUAUAGAGCAAUGGGCUAUUGAUUUAUCAUGGGACAUCAUUGCUCGCUUCUCCACGGCAACACCAGAUGGUUGUGAUGAGGCUCUCCCACAGGGUUUCUAUGAUGAUUUUGUCCAAGUGGCAUGUGAUGAAGCAAAGCAUUAUAAGAUGCUGUCAGAUAGACUACAAGACUUGGGUAGCUAUUUUGGUGCUCUUCCUGUGCAUAAUGCAUUGUGGUCCGCAGCAACUGACACAAGUGACAGUUUACUAGCAAGACUGGCUAUUGUCCAUAUGGUACACGAAGCCAGAGGUCUUGAUGUGCAACCAAAAAUUUUGGAAAAAUUUGCAAAGAACAACGACCCAGAAUCAGCAGCAAUAUUGGAGGUCAUUUUCCGAGAUGAGAUAACUCAUGUUGCUGCAGGACUGAGAUGGUUUACUUACGUAUGUUCUCACUCCAACCCUCCCCUGGAUUGUAUUCCAACAUUUCAUAAAUUAGUGCAACAAUAUUUUGGUUCUUUGAAGCCUCCAUUUAAUACAGAGAGCAGAACCAUAGCAGGAAUGACGGAAGAGUGGUACCUGCCCUUGGUGAAGCCUGCCAGCUGAUAUCUUCUGGUAUUUUAAUAUAAACUGAAAAAGCAAUAAAAUUUAACUGUU